Molecule: messenger RNA, 566 nt
Organism: Paramecium sonneborni
Lineage: Eukaryota; Ciliophora; Oligohymenophorea; Peniculida; Parameciidae
Source: the annotation of a GenBank genome assembly
AUGGAAAAAGCUUUAAAUACUAUUGAAAAAUCGAUAUAUUUGGUGUUCCUAUUUGUCUUCUGUCUAAUACAAAUAACUAACGAUAUUAAAGCAAAGCUGGAGGGAUAAUAACAAUUUUAUUAAGUGGUUUAAGUUUAAUAUACUUUUUAUAUGUAAUUAUACUUUGGAUAAAAAAUGAAAUAGCACCUACUAUAGGCUCAAAGUAAAAAACUAUUGGUUAUGCUGAAUUUUAAUUAUAAGAAUCUAUGAUUGAAUUAUCUUUGGAAGAUUUCAAUGGAGGUGUUGAUCCUUUUAAGAAAGAGAAUAACAUCAUUACACCAUUAUUAGUUACAUUUAUGAAUACUACUGUUAAAGAAAAACCUAUUCCUUUGUAUUCAGAUAACUAAAAUCCUUAUAGAAUUGAAUUAAGCAAUGUAAACCUUGUGUUAAAUACUUUGGAUUCUUACGAUGAUACAAAAAAAAUCUUGCAAGAUGUUUAGAUGAAUUUCUUAAAGAAGGAAGUUAUUGCGCUGAUGAUAAAAUAAUAAUUGUUAUUUAUUUAGGAUAGAUAAUAUUUCAAUUGUUGA